Branchiostoma floridae (Florida lancelet) is the source of this 944-nucleotide messenger RNA. RefSeq names its product aldo-keto reductase family 1 member B1-like. Lineage: Eukaryota; Metazoa; Chordata; Leptocardii; Amphioxiformes; Branchiostomatidae. Gene Ontology annotation, molecular function: aldose reductase (NADPH) activity. Gene Ontology annotation, cellular component: cytosol. The record is from RefSeq and is a predicted model, not a curated record.
UGUUUACGUCUGAAAACGAGACCAGACAGAGAAGCCUAGACAGAGAAGAGUGGUGAGCUGAGCUGAGCUGAGCUGAAUUGUUAUAUUUUUGAGCUCCGAAAUUUGCAGAAAAAAUGGCAGCUAGUACAGCUAUCAAGCUGUCCAACGGGGCUAGACUGCCUUUGCUGGGACUUGGAACUUAUUGGAGGGUUCCAUAUGCUUACACCAUGGGUGGAAAACUGCUGCCACUAAAAUCCGAGGAGUACAAGAAAACUGCCUACGAGUGCACCAAGGCAGCCAUCAGUGCUGGAUACCGCCAUAUCGACACUGCCCAUGCCUAUGAGAAUGAGGAAGAAGUGGGGAGGGCCAUCAAGGACAAGAUUCUGGACAAAACUGUGAACAGGCGGGAGAUGUUCAUCACUGGGAAGCUGUGGGCGAAACAUGACCCUAAAGAUGUGCGUCCGGCAGCUCUGGACAGUCUGAAGAGGCUUGGGCUGGACUAUCUGGACAUGUACCUGAUCCACACCCCAUGGGCCUUCAAGAACCCAGGAGAUGGCACCCUUUUCCCCAGGGACAGGGAAGGCAACCUGUUCUUUGAUGACACUGACUAUACCAUCACCUGGAAGGCUAUGGAGAGUCUUGUUGAGGAUGGUGUUGUGAAGGGCAUUGGUCUGUCCAACUUCAACUUGGAGCAGACGCAGCGUGUCAUCAACAAGUGUCACAUCCAACCGGCUGUCAUGCAGGUUAGCAUCCUUCUGUCUUCUGUGCUAUUAUACAUAGAUCCUAUCCCCACACUGGACUGUCCUGUCCUGUACCCUGGCCUUGGUGCUGAAAGACCUUCCCCCACACUGCACUAUACUGUACCCUCCCCAGCCUCAAUGAUUCUCAAUUUCCUGUCAAUUUCUUCCAUCGCUCUUUUCCAUCCUGUACUCUCCCAGCCUUUGUGCUGAAAGACAUUCCCCACC